Molecule: messenger RNA, 806 nt
Organism: Capsella rubella
Lineage: Eukaryota; Viridiplantae; Streptophyta; Magnoliopsida; Brassicales; Brassicaceae
Exons: 3
Coding region: 15-485 (156 amino acids)
Source: RefSeq, a predicted model, not a curated record
UUAGGGUUGCAGCAAUGACUUCUCCAAAGCGGCAGGAAGUGGAGGAGAGAGCCUUCGAUGACGACAGCGAUUCUGAUAAUUCCGAAGACGGCACACCGGAAGAAAUCAAACUGUUCUAUGAUGAGUGGGAUAAAAGCCAGGGUUUUGAAAUCGACUUCUCGAAACUUAGCUUCUGUUUCGCAUGGCAACCAUUGGAUCUUGACGACAGUACAAUGGUUGAUGAGCCUCAAACCAACAGAGAUUUUAUCGCCAUGUUGUCCGAGCUAGCUCUCAUCAAGCACAACUCAGACAAUGGAACAAGACUGGAACUGGGAAAGAUUUUGAGGGCAAACUUCCAUCCAUCUGCUGGAAUUACUUUAUACAUCUCAUUCGAAGUCAAUGAUCCGUCUGAUGAUAAUCAGACGACAAAGCCCUAUCGAGCAGUGGUUCGCUACUUGGCCGGAGAUAUUGAAGUACAUUCUUGCAAGCCUAAACCCUCUUCUUGAAUUCUUCUUGAGAGGUUUUGUGGUAUAUGCAUGCAGUUUCUCCACCACAUCUAUCUAUCUAUCAAGCUCAAGGCCAGAAAAGUGUUUGCUUUGUCCUCCAACCUCUUCGUAUCGUUAUGUCUUGUGUCGAACUAGUUUCUUUGUUUUAGUCUUGGUGUUGAUGUUUCACUCUGUAUGUCAUUAGCCAAGUUUUGUAUAAUUUGGAUAGAUGAUAUGAAUAAUUUACAGUAGUACUUUUGUAUUUUGGAUAUAUAUUUCGAACUGUGUUAAACGAAUGCCAUAUUAACUCAGUUGCAAGGUAUACAAAUUUAGAUUUGAUUA